Phytophthora infestans T30-4 is the source of this 879-nucleotide messenger RNA. RefSeq lists its product as uncharacterized. Gene Ontology annotation, cellular component: cytosol. The transcript has 2 exons. The record is from RefSeq and is a predicted model, not a curated record. Gene Ontology annotation, molecular function: protein binding; L-methionine (R)-S-oxide reductase activity. Bases 1 to 879 code for a protein of 292 amino acids. NCBI's taxonomy places the organism in Eukaryota, Oomycota, Peronosporomycetes, Peronosporales, Peronosporaceae.
AUGACGCAGUUGACUCCGUUAGACGCCGCUCUGCAGCUCUUCACUUCCGCACAGGAUACGCAGUUUGCCGUGCAGUCCUCGACCAAGCCGGUGGUGGCGCUCUCUGUGCCCCAGGAUCCCGAUCGCAAGCAGAAGCGCGAGCUGCAGAAGCUCCUGGUGCCACUUACGCUGCUCCAGUCAUCGAAGGAGACGGCGAUCUCAAGCCUCGCGGUCUUUCAGGGCGGCGAAGAGGUGGCUACCGUCACGACCGACGGAGAGCUUAAAGACCGCGUUACCAAGCUGGUUAAGCACAUUGGAUGGAGCCCCGACUGUCCGGAUGAGAGCCAACUACACAACUACCUGUCCCCGAUUAACGCGGAGGAGCUACUAGGCGACGUGGCAGCUUUCACAGCCACAACAGGCCAGCGUGACUACGUGGCGAAUGCCGCCAACGUGUCGUCUAUCAUCUGGCAUGCGUUCGUAGAGGCCGAACGUCCAAUCAACUGGGCCGGUUUCUACUUUGUCCGUCCUCUUGCCAACCCCAAGGAGACGGACCACGACCACAUCUUGAUCCUCGGUCCGUUCAUGGGGAAGCCAGCGUGCAGUCGGAUUCGCUUCCAGAGUGGCGUCUGCGGCGCCGCGUGGCGCACCAAGUCAGUGCAGCGUAUCACGGACGUGCACGAGUUCCCCGGCCACAUUGCGUGUGACGACGCGUCUCAGUCUGAGCUGGUGGUUCCUGUCUUCGAUAAACAGGGAGAAGUCAUCGCUCUCAUUGAUCUCGACUGUCCGGAGAAGAACGGGUUCUCGGUUGAGGACGAACGCACGUUCGUGGAGGUCGCGCGUGUCAUGUCCGAGGCCUGUGACUGGGGCAACGUCGGCCUGCCGUACACCCAGCCAUGA